Messenger RNA from Limanda limanda (common dab), 2638 nucleotides. RefSeq names its product phospholipase A2, group XIIB (gene pla2g12b). Lineage: Eukaryota; Metazoa; Chordata; Actinopteri; Pleuronectiformes; Pleuronectidae. Gene Ontology annotation, biological process: phospholipid metabolic process; cholesterol homeostasis; lipid catabolic process. Bases 109 to 1467 code for a protein of 452 amino acids. Gene Ontology annotation, cellular component: extracellular region. Gene Ontology annotation, molecular function: A2-type glycerophospholipase activity; calcium ion binding. The record is from RefSeq and is a predicted model, not a curated record. The transcript has 4 exons.
GGCUGACGGGGACACCAGUGGCACAUUGUGUUUUUGUCCCUCACUGCCUGACAACACCUCGUCCUGCCUGGAGCUUCCUCUGCCUUGAUUUCGACCCACUUCAACGCCAUGCUGCUUCGGAAUGUCGCCCUGCUUCUCCUCUGCACCUCUGUUGCCAUGUCGGCCGCUUUAGGCCACUACCUGGUUCCAACAAAGGAGGUGGAGGAGGAGACGACAGUGGAGGAGGAGGCCCCUGUUCUAAACUUAGCUGCUGUAAGUGAUGGUGUUGUUGAAGCUGCCUCUGUGGAUGCAGCUGAAGAAGAUGUAGCUGCUGCUGCGGUGGAACCAGAGGAUGAUGCUCCUGCAGCUGAAGAAAGACUCGCAGUGGAUCAACCAGCAGCUGACAACAAGGAAGUGGAUGUCCUCAUAGUAGAUGAUGCCACUGCUGAAGAGCCGGGGGCAGAAGGUGACGUGCCAGCCGGAGACACCCAUGCUGUGGAAGCCCUCACUGAGGAGGUGGUCACCCAGGAACAACCUCCCUUGCGAGACGACACUCCUGUGAAGGCCCUGGCUGAGGAGGCUCUCACCCAGGAACAAGCUCCCUCGGAAGACGACACUCCUGUGGAGGCCCUCAUUGAGGAGGCUCUCACCCAGGAACAACCUCCCUCGGAAGACGACACUCCUGUGGAGGCCCUCAUUGAGGAGGCUCUCACCCAGGAACAACCUCCCUCGGAAGACGACACUCCUGUGGAGGCCCUCACUGAGGAGGUUGUCAACCAGGAACAACCUCCCUCGGAAGAAGACACUGCUGUGGAGGCCCUGGCUGAGGAGGUUGUCAACCAGGAACAACCUCCCUCAGAAGACGCUAUUGCUGUGGAGGCCCUGGCUGAGGAGGCUCUCACCCAGGAACAACCUCCCCCUGAGGAAGAGGGGAACGAGAUCGCACCGGUCCAGACAAAGCCAUCCCUGGACAGACCCUCAGCUAAUGAAGAUGAAAGCAGUUGGGGCUUCAACUCGAUUAGGAGUAGUUUCCAGUCGAUGCACGGAUACUUUGACUCCCUGGUGGAGCUGGUGGGGGGUCGCGAUGGUGUGUGCCAGUACCGCUGCAGACAUGGAGAUCCUCCUCAGCCUCGUGCCGGCUACCAGAUGCCGGAGCCCAAUGGCUGCAGCUCGUCUCUGGUGGGAUUCCAGGUGAAUGAAGCUCUCGACCUCGGGGUCCCUGUCAUGACAAAAUGCUGUGACCAACACGACUUGUGCUACGACACUUGCGGGACGAGCAAGUUGGACUGUGACGCUGAGUUCCGCUCGUGUCUGCUCAACAUCUGCUCUGACCUCAGGAAGAGCCUGGGCUUUGUGUCGCAGGUACAAGCCUGUGACUCCAUGGCCGACGUCCUCCACAACACAGUGGGGACUCUGGGCUGCAGGCCCUACAUGAACAGCCAGAGGGCAGCGUGCGUCUGCGAGGACGAGGAGAGGGAUGAACUGUGAUACAGACAACUAUGGACGACCCCUGCAUGGACACUUUCACGGGCAAAUAGCCAGACUCAUUAGCAGCAGAUUAGUCUUGGUAUUUAUAGGUUUCUCUGUCAAAGAGGAGAUAUUUAUCAUGAGUCAGAGUUUGAAAGAAAUGACACACAUGGAAACUGCUGAUGAACAGUUGCUUGGGUUUUAUUCAUAGAAAUUAAGUGUCUGCUUGUGACUUUCAGAAACGUAGUGAACCACUCAUGCAUAUUACACUCUCAAAACUUCAUUUUCAUUUAAUUUUUAGGCCAUAUUUUGGUCUCUAUGACUCCAUUACCAUAAAUUACUCCAAACAAAUUUCCUGAUGGGGAGGAUAUUGCAGUUGGAUUAAUUUGGUCUAGACAGGAAGACACAGGAUCAGUAUUAUGGCACAUGUGGUUCAUUGUGUGCUGCUAUUUGACUUUUAUUACACUAGUUUGCUCAAAACUCAAAUCUAAGUCAGAUAAAAAGUGACGCCGAUUACAGUUAUACUGAGUUAAUGUUGGGUGUAAGUUAUUUGUGUGUUAUUUGUUAUUUUGUAUAAAUAAAUACACGACUAAUUGCAGAUUAACUGACGUGAUUAAUUCUAGAUUAACUGUCAGGCUGAUGAAGCAGGGAGGUGAAUAAUUUCCAGGCACCGUGCUCCGACAUCUCUUUUCCGCCAUGCUGUAAUGUGUGACAUGCUCCCCAGCCAGUGAUUAUACAGAGCAGAUGAGUCCAACAAAAAAAAAAAGAAGCAUCUUUGGAUGUAUCACAUGUAUUUUUCCAAGUCAGUGAUGAUGUGAAAUAUAAACCACUUUCAUAAAUCCACUAAAUCUUUAAGCCAUAAUCAAGCCUGAGAAAUGCCUGAAAGUCUGACCCAGAAAAAUAUCCUUCAUGCUGCAGUUGUUACAAAUGAACUGUGGCCCCUCAGAAUGAUUUCUAAUAGAAAUGCCAUUCACUCUAAUGUCAGUAAAUUGUGCUGCCAGGCAAAGUGGAUGAGACGCACAAACUCGCAUGCAUUAAAUAGAAAGUGAGUGAUCGAGAGUGAUGUGAGGGGACACUGGAGGUGGAGAAGAGAGGAGUGUGUAUAUCUGCAUGUAUAUGUGUAUAUGUGGGGCUUUAAAUGAUACUCUGUGUCUGUGUGUACAUACAAAAUAAAAUGAAUCUCCUGGCCUGA